AUAAGAGGAUCUUUUCAAACCGGGUAUGGGCGCAAAUACACGAGAACCCAUACAUAUCAAAUUGAAGCAGGAUGCCAAACCUCAGUUUCGAAAGCCCCGUCAAGUUCCAUAUGCGUUGUUACCCUUAGUGGAAGAAGCCCUAGACGACAUGGAACAACAAGGAAUAAUAACUAAAAUCGAGCAUUCCGAGUGGGCAACACCAAUAGUCAGUAUCAAGAAACCCAACGGUAAAGUCCGGAUUUGUGGCGAUUACAAGGACACGGUAAAUUUAGCCACUGAGACAGUGACAUACCCCCUACCGAUCUUUGAACGAUUGCUGGCGGGAGUGAGCGGAUGCGUAAAGUUUUCCACGCUAGAUUAUUGACAAGCGUAUCAACAUUUACCGGUCGAUGAGGAUACAGCGAAGUUACUCGCCAUAAACACACAUAGAGGCUUAUACAAGGUCAACAGAAUGCAAUUCGGCGUUAACGUGGCAGCGUCUAUAUUUCAACGUUAUAUGGAAGAAUUAUUGGCAGGAAUUCCAGGCGUCAUACCAUUUUCCGACAAUAUUUUGGUCGCAGGUACCAAGGAGAAUCACGACAGUCGCUUGCAAGAAGUACUUAACCGGAUUAAGAACGACAACGCUCGGAUCAACAAGGAUAAGAGUCAGUUCGGUGUACCGGCAGUAGAAUUCCUAGGUUAUCGUAUAACUGCCAAGGGCAUACAACCAUUGGAGAGUAAGGUGGAAGCUAUCAAAGAGGCCAGAGCUCCACAAAACAAAACAAAAUUAUUAGCGUUUUUGGGUCUUCUUAAUUUUUACCAUCGAUUUUUGGCUGGCGCCACACAUGUAUUGGAACCGUUACAUCGUCUACUGGAUCGCGAUAAGGAGUUCAGAUGGGCAAAGCAAGCAGUAACGGCAUUCCAGCAUGCCAAGGAGUUAUUGCAAUCCCACUAGGUACUUGCUCAUUAUGACGUUCAUAAACCAUUAAUAUUAGCUUGUGAUGCGUCACCGUAUGGAGUUGGAGCAAUCCUUAGUCACAUCGAGGCAGAUGGCACGGAAAGGCCCAUCGCAUACGCUUCAAAAACACUUAACGCAGCACAGCGUAAUUAUGCACAAAUUGAUCGAGAGGCAUUUGGAAUAAUAUUCGGCAUAACUAAGUUCCACAAUUAUUUAUAUGGACGUACAUUUCGAAUAUAUACAGAUCAUAAGCCUUUAUUGGGUAUAUUAUCGCAGGGCGCACCAACACCGCCCAUGGCAUCGCCCCGUAUGAUUCGCUGGUGCGAAUUAUUAUCGGCUUAUGAUUACGACUUGCAGCAUCGACCAGGCAAGCAUAUGGGGAACGUAGACGCACUCAGCCGUCUACCGUUACCAACGCAGGAUAUCGGCAUGACCAAGAUGAUCGACAUUGCGUUACUUGAAAAUGCCCCAGAAUGGAACAUCGAUGCAUUCAUCGUAGCACAACAGACGAAAAAGGAUCCAACACUCUCACGCGUAUUGAGAUGGGUCACGCAUGGUUGGCCAGACCUACGGAAGGAAACAGUUCCAGCCAUAUUAUCUCCGACGAGAUGAACUAUCGACGUACAAAGGAUGUCUUUUAUGGGGAAAUCGGGUUGUAAUACCCAAGACAAUACGUUCGCGAGUCAUUCAAAUGUUCCACGAGGAACAUCCAGGCAUCGUGCGAAUGAAGGCAUUGAUGCGAGACUAUGUUUGGUGGCCAAAAAUGGACACGGAAGUGGAACGAUGCGUUAAUGCAUGCACAACAUGCCAGGCGACACGAAAGGAACCGCCUAAGGCACCCUUGCUACCAUGGGAACGCACAAGGAAUCCCUGGACGCGUCUUCACAUGGAUUUUGCAGGACCGUUCCGUGGUCAGACAUUUUUAGUCGUUGUCGACUCAUAUUCCAAAUGGUUGGAGGUAUUCCCCAUGGCAUCGACGACGUCAAGAGCAGUCAUCGGCGAAUUGCGGAAAUUAUUCGCAACGCACGGAUUACCGCAAGUUAUAGUGUCAGAUAAUGGCACGGCAUUUAAUUCAGAGGAGAUGCGGAAUUUUGCCGCCGCUAAUGGAAUUCGGCUUUCUUUUAUCCCAGCAUAUCACCCCGCCUCUAACGAACAGGCGGAAUGCAUGGUUCAAGAAACAAAGAAUAAUUAGAAAUGGAUAACGCAAGGUGAUUGGCAGACACGAUUGGCCAAAUUCUUGUUAUAUAAUCACAUAACUCCAUCCACCGCAACAGGCAAAUCACCAGCCGCAAUGUUAAUGAAUCGUCAACUACGGUCGUUAUUAGACAAGAUUCAUCCGGACACCGGGGUGGACAAGGAGGACAUCGAUUGUACAUUGAGAGGUCGUUCUUUCAGUGUAGGUUCUUUCAGUGUAGGAGAUGUAGUUCAUGCCAGCGUUGCCAGGUCGUUUCGAAGGUUGUCCCCAAAUGCGUAUCUGAAAAUCCUCCAAAAUCCCCUAAGACUAGAAACAAAUUCCCUAAAUUUUCCCCCAAUAGGUUAAAGAGCUAGGCAAGGUCUACAACAAAAGAAAUUAAAUUGAAAUGUAAGUAUAUUAGAAAAUACAAAAUAUUAUAAUGUUACAGAGUGGAGUGAGUAAGCAAACUACGAAGGAACUAUUAUAUAUUAAGAAAAUAAAUAUGUAAUAAUACACACACACACACACACACAUAUAUAUAUAUAUAUAUAUAUAUAUGAUAUUAAUAUGAAUAUAUAUAAACUAGCAGGGUUAUAUUAAAGGAUCAUCUUAUAAAUUAAAAAUUUCAAAUAUUAAAAUUUCUACAUUGGAAAUUACAAAUCUUAAAAGUAAAAACUAUACGAUAUAUAUAUAUAUAUAUAUAUAUAUAUAUAUCGUAAUAUAUAUCGCUAAAAAGUUUUAUUGUAUAAUUUCAAAUAAUUCUAAGAUUUCCAAAUCGUUGUUAAGAUUAGUGUCACCAUACAUUGAUAUGUUGAAUUUUUCGAUCAUCGAUGUAGUUGGUUCGAAAUCUACACAGGUAAUAUUUUUACUUUUCAAGUAAUAUCUAAUUCUCAUUAGAGCUUCUGCCAUAUCUACAGAAAGUCGAUUUCUUAAUUUACAUUUUAUUAUAUUAUAGGUGGAAAAUGCUCUUUCUACGGUUGCAUUGGAAAUUGGUAAUGAAAGUAAUCCUAAUGCUAAUCUACUAAUAUUUUCCAGCACUAUCUUUAUCAUUAUAUACUUCUGACCAAAAUUGUAAGUAAUUCUCUGUUUCAUUCCAUACUUUAUUAGAAAUUAAAUCCCAUUCUGAUUGGCAGUGUUCUACAAAAAACCUAAGAAAAAUAAAAUAAAAUAAAAUUAAAUUAAAUUAAAUUAAGAGACGUACACAUUAACUCUGGAUCUUUCUCCCAAGCUUUAUUAUAAAAUUGUGUGUAUUUCUUUUUGUUCAUCUUGCAAAAUAUUUUAGACAAUUUUAGCACGAUGCACGAAUAUUUCUAUCUGUUGUAGACAUAUUGUAAAAACGUUUGUAACUUGUUUUAUUACUAUUCUUAUAUAAGAUGUUAGGCUUUUAUUUAUAAAAGUAUUGGUUCCCGCAUACAGGGCGCAGCAAAGCUUGCCGCGUGGCGGACUUCAAAAAGUCCCCUCCUAAACUUAUUAUUCCCCUAAACAAUCCCCAGGGAAAAUUAAAAAACCCCAAAUUUGGGGGAAAAUCCCCCAACUUGGCAACACUGGUUCACGCUCGAAAUUAUACAUACAUCAGGCGAGAAAUGGAAGGACGGUUACGUUAUAGAAAAUACCGGCCCGCGCUCAUACACAGUGAGGUUGCCGGACAGACGGAUUUGGAAACGUCGUAUAGAUCAGUUACGACGACGAGAGGUUCGCCUAGAGGAGGACAGUUACGAGAAAACAUCACCACAAAGCAUGACGACCCUGGAGUCACACACUCUGGCAGCACCAGAUCCGACGGCAGAGGAGCAGCCUAUCAUCGAGCCGCCGAUUCCGCUCUCGGAAUCAAUACAAUUUACUCUGACCAAUCAGGAAAAUAUCGCAAUCACGUGAUCAUUGGCGCAUCUCUGUUAUACUAUAGGAUCUCUAGUUUGUGUGGUUAGUUUCUAAGUACGAACCUAUUUUGAAGAAAAUUUAGCUGUUUGCUCGGUCGCGCCAAUCACUGUUUGAUGGUCGUUGAGGCUUGUUGUCUCCAGCGACUUUCGGUAGUGUUACCGGUUAUUUUUCUGUCAAAAAAUAACUAUGUAAUUCGGCACUUGAGGAGGACCCAAAGUGGGAACCCAAAAGGUCGAAACGUUGUGCGUUUAACAUCUAAUAAAUAGCCGGGAUUGGUCGUGCUACUA
Molecule: messenger RNA, 4276 nt
Organism: Ooceraea biroi (clonal raider ant)
Lineage: Eukaryota; Metazoa; Arthropoda; Insecta; Hymenoptera; Formicidae
Biological process (GO): DNA integration
Molecular function (GO): nucleic acid binding
Source: RefSeq, a predicted model, not a curated record